Messenger RNA from Aspergillus japonicus CBS 114.51, 1383 nucleotides. RefSeq names its product acetyl-CoA synthetase-like protein. Gene Ontology annotation, biological process: fatty acid metabolic process. NCBI's taxonomy places the organism in Eukaryota, Fungi, Ascomycota, Eurotiomycetes, Eurotiales, Aspergillaceae. The record is from RefSeq and is a predicted model, not a curated record. Gene Ontology annotation, molecular function: medium-chain fatty acid-CoA ligase activity. The transcript is spliced from 6 exons. Bases 1 to 1383 code for a protein of 460 amino acids.
AUGGCUGAAACGCGAUCAACAGAGGCACGCAGUGAGAAGGAAUGCUUCCAGAUCGGCCAUCGGCUCCGCCUGAAUUUCCUUGCAGCCAUGGCCCAUGAGAAGCCGGAUAAGCCGGUCAUGCGGCAACUGUUGCCGUCUACAACCCACGCCCCUGAUGGCCGAAACGAAAUCAUUCUUAGCUACCAGCGCAUUAUUAGACUGGUUGAUAGGCUGGCCUGGAUGCUGAGUCGCAGACUCUCGCAGGGCGGUGUCAGUCCACAAACUGUCGGUUAUCUUGGACCAAGUGACCCGAGGCACCUGCUCAUUGCAUUGGCAGCGACAAACUCGGCCAAGGCUCUGUUGCUCUCGCCACGAAACAGUGUCUCCAUGCAUCAAGUGCUUCUCGAGGAAUCUCAAUCAGCACUUCUACUAUGUGAUAAUCCCUUCGCAACCACAGCAACCCAAAUAAGAAAACAGCGAGACAUUGAUCUUCUAUUCAUCCCGGACUUUGUAGAUGGUCCAGUCGAGCCCAUUCCAUAUGUGGACACAUGGUUCACCUCCCAUGGCAAGCCUUUAGUGACCCUGCAUACUACAGGCUCUACUGGUAAUCCCGCACCGGUCACCAUGACUCAUUCCGCGUUGGGAUCAAUUGACAGGCAGCAGAAGUUGCCAGAGAAAGAUCCCACCGGAGGCAAAUGCCAGCUCGAAGUUCUCGCUAAGGCUUCAACGGUGUAUAUGGCAUUCCCUCUGUUUCAUGUCGCAGGGUUCGGCCUCAGUUGUUAUUUGAUCCUCGCGGGUUGUACGCUCUUGUUCGGAUAUCAACGACAAGCACCGAGUGUUGCAGCCUUAAGAACAGCCCUCAAGGUUUCAAACGUGGACGGCGCCCUGCUACCGACGUCUAUCAUUGAUGAACUUUCGUUGAAUGCUGACCUACUGGAAGCGGUGCCGAGGUUGCUGUAUAUUUUUGGCGGAGGUGGCUCCAUAUCCAGAGGUGCAGGUGACAUUAUUGUGCAGAGAACUCGUCUACUCAACGGCUUGGAUAGUACUGAGUUUUCGGACCAGGAGCCGCAAGGCGAGGACUUCGAGUUGGUGCUCCAGCGUGAUGAGUCUUGUCUUCCACUUCAGGCAGUGUUCCAGAAUCUUCCUCAUCUACAAGAGUGGAGGACCAAUGAUGUGGUCCGGAGACACCCUCACAUCCCCGACUACUGGGAAUACCGCUACCGACUGGAUGACCUGAUCGUGUUCUCCACCGGAGAGAAAAUGAACCCAUUGCCGGUAGAGGCAAGACUGAGAGACAUUGCGGGCGUUAAGGAGGCCCUGGUCGUGGGGAACAAGCAAUCCUAUCCUGCAGUACUCUUGAAAUGGAUGUCAACGAGCGGCAUGGAGCCGAGAGCGACUCGGUAG